Molecule: messenger RNA, 1550 nt
Organism: Rhagoletis zephyria (snowberry fruit fly)
Lineage: Eukaryota; Metazoa; Arthropoda; Insecta; Diptera; Tephritidae
Biological process (GO): DNA integration
Molecular function (GO): nucleic acid binding
Source: RefSeq, a predicted model, not a curated record
GACGAAUCUAAGGCGCUCUGUUCAGAGGCGCGAAUCGUUUCGAGCUUUACCAGCGCACUUCUUCACCAGCCACUGGAGACUCGGAGACCAGAUGGGCAGGUCAUGUUAGACGCCGACAUUUCCGUCAAGCGGUCAUAGGAGCUCGGGAAAUGGACGACGCCUUGGAAGGACUGAUCCGUCCUGACCAACAUACGCACUUCAUGGUUGAGAUUAAGCAGCUGGAAGCCGGUUCAGGUUUGUCAUCUUCCACGCGAUUGCUCUCACUAAAUCCAUUCCUAGAUAAGAACCACAUCCAGCGCGUCGGAGGGCGGAUCGAAAACGCAGAGUUGGGUCAUGACCAGCGAUUUCCAUUGAUUCUUCCGAAGUCUACCCCGCUCGUCAAGCUUUUAAAAGAACAAGCCCACGAGACUAAGCUCCGUGGAGGGGCGCAGCUAAUGCUACAUACCCUUCGCCGCAAGUUUUGGAUUCUGCAUGCGAGGCAAGCCGUCAAGAGUUUUGUUCAUAAAUGCGUAGUGUGUCGUCGCCAUCGAGGACUGAUGUUCAAGCAGCAAAUGGCUCCAUUACCCGGGGAGAGAGUCAAGCCUGCACGACCAUUUGUUUCGUCGGGAGUCGACUACUGUGGCCCGUUUACGCUGCGAAUCGGAACUAAGCGCUCUCGCACUCUCGUAAAGACGUAUCUCGCAAUCUUCAUCUGCAUGGUUACUAAAGCCGUUCAUAUAAAAGUGGUGGACGACUUAUCGGCGCAAGCUUUCCUCGACGCCUUCACUCGCUUCGUCAGCCGUCGUGGCCCUUGCCGUGACCUAUAUAGCGAUAAUGGCACCGCGUUCGUUGGUGCUAACCGUCUUCUCCAGGAGGACUUCGUGGCGUGGCACAGCGAAAGCAAUCACCGGGCAUUGGCCAGCAUGGGCACUAAUUGGCACUUCAUCACACCCGGUGCUCCGCACCAAGGUGGCCUCUGGGAGGCGGCGGUCAAGAGUGCCAAACAUCAUUUGGUCCGCUGCGUGGGAGCGCAAAGUAUGUGGUACAGUCAAUUGCAGACUCUGGCUGUGCGCAUCGAGGCAUGCCUGAACUCGCGUCCUAUCACCCCGCUGUAUGACGACCCGCAGCAGAAGAUUGCAUUAACGCCGGGUGACUUUCUGAUAGGCGCUCCACUCCUGGCGGUGCCUGAGCCGGAUGUCCGCGACAUCCCAACCAACCGGUUAAAGCAGUGGCAAUGGGCACGGCAAGUCCACCAGGAGUUCUGGAAGCGGUGGAGUGAGGAGUACCUGACCACUCUGCAGAGGCGUAAUAAGUGUCAGAAGCGAUCACCAGAUAUCCGAGUCAACGAUAUUGUGUUAGUGAAGAACGAGAACUUGCCCCGCACUCAUUGGCGUAUGGGUCGCGUAAUGACCGUGCAUCCUGGGAACGACGGAAUCGUCCGCAACGUCACAUUGAAGACUACCAGUGGACAACUCAGCCGAGCUGUUCAGAAAUUGUGCCGCCUAUGCGAGCAGGAAGAUUUCGAGUCACCCGACUCGACCAGGCAGGGUGUUGUGGAUUGCGCUAGUUAA